AUGGAUAACAAUCAUUUAGCAACAACUGUCUCUGUGGACAAUGAUGGACUGAAAGACGCAAUCAGUGCUGCUAAUUUUUCUAUAGGAGCCAUCCGUCUCCCGUAUAGAUGCAUCCUUCAGUUGGCCACAGCGGAAGAACUGAUGCUCUUCAAGAUUCUGAGCUGCUGUGUCAACCCUCUCAUUUCUGUUCUUGGUUUCAUAGCCAACAUGGUGAGCAUCGCCAUACUGCGACGCAGUGGGAUGUCCAAACCAAGCAACAUUUUACUGCUUGGCCUUGUGCUUGCAGACAGCAUGAACCAGCUUCUUACCGUCAACUAUGGGGAUAUUCUCGCACAGCUGGGCCCCAACAAGAGAUACCCACAGCUGUGUGGCUGGCAGUACGGGGCGGGUCUCAACUUUUUUUUGAUGAUUUUUAGAAACGUUUUUUUCUUCUUGGGAAAUCUAGGUCAGUACGUAUGCACUGUGUUCCCUGUUCUGAUCACUAUCGAGAGACUAUUGGCAGUUUUCAUGCCUAUAACUUUCACUAAGAUAGUAACGCCUAAAACUGCGGUGAUUUGUGUGGUUUUGGCGUUUUUCUUCUGGUUUCCUUGGAUACUGUUCUAUAUGAUCUAUAAUGACGUAUACUUCAUUGAAUUCCCCGAGGGAGACAACUCUAUGUACUUUGCCAUAAGCGCUAGGUUACUUCCCAUUAUGGAUACGUUUGUUCUCUUAAACUACUAUGUAUUCGACUCACUGGAAAGUUGGGUGCCUAUCAUUUUUGUCACGGGUGGCUGCGUCUUGGUGUGGAUAAAGGUGAAGGUUUCACUCAGCAAGCGCAGGAAAUUAAUGCCUUCCCAGAAACAAAGUAUACGGUGGUCUCCCAGGACAACCAGAACACUGCUCAUCACUUGCUUUGUCUUCUCUGUCACUCAUAUCAUCUACUCCUUCAUUAACUAUAACAUUACCGCGGCCAGUGGUUCUCAAUACCGCAUAUAUGUUGAGGCCAUGAAUCUCCUGUACCUCAUUAAUAGCUCCAGCAAUUUUUUCAUCUACAUAGCCUCGAACAGAAAGUUGCUGAAAAUAUUCUUGGACAUUUUGCACAGACGAAAGUAA
Molecule: messenger RNA, 1092 nt
Organism: Biomphalaria glabrata
Lineage: Eukaryota; Metazoa; Mollusca; Gastropoda; Planorbidae
Exons: 1
Coding region: 1-1092 (363 amino acids)
Biological process (GO): G protein-coupled receptor signaling pathway
Cellular component (GO): membrane
Molecular function (GO): G protein-coupled receptor activity
Source: RefSeq, a predicted model, not a curated record